CUCAACGAGCGUGGCAGCAACGGGAGCGCCCAGGAGCGCAGUGAGCCCCGCCCGCGCCCGCCGCUGAGGAGGAGGAGGAUGAAGAUGACCGUGGACUUCGAGGAGUGUCUGAAGGACUCGCCGCGCUUCAGGGCUGCUUUAGAAGAAGUGGAAGGAGAUGUGACGGAAUUAGAACUGAAACUCGAUAAGUUAGUGAAGCUCUGUAUUGCAAUGAUUGAUACUGGCAAAGCUUUCUGUGCUGCCAACAAUCAGUUCAUGAAUGGGAUUCGAGACCUUGCACAGUAUUCCAGUAAGGAUGUACUAGUUGAGAACAGCCUGAUGAAGUUUUCUGAGACCCUACAGGAAAUGACCAAUUAUCACACAACUCUGUUUGAUCAAACCCAAAGAUCAAUUAAAGCACAACUUCAGACAUUUGUUAAAGAAGAUAUUAGAAAAUUUAAGGAUGCAAAGAAGCAAUUUGAAAAAGUCAGUGAAGAAAAAGAGAACGCAUUAGUAAAAAAUGCCCAAGUUCAGAGAAACAAGCAACAUGAAGUAGAAGAGGCAACUAAUAUUCUGACUGCAACACGGAAGUGCUUUCGGCACAUAGCUCUGGAUUAUGUGCUUCAGAUGAAUGUUCUUCAAUCUAAAAGAAGAUCAGAGAUCUUAAAAUCGAUGUUGUCCUUCAUGUAUGCCCAUCUGACUUUCUUCCACCAAGGCUAUGAUCUCUUCAGUGAACUGGGGCCCUACAUGAAAGAUCUUGGAGCCCAGCUGGAUCGCUUGGCUGUAGAUGCUGCAAAGGAGAAGAGAGAUAUGGAACAAAAACACUCCACUAUUCAGCAAAAGGAUUUCUCCAGUGAUGACACUAAGCUAGAAUACAAUGUAGAUGCAGCCAAUGGCAUUGUUAUGGAGGGAUAUCUCUUUAAGCGAGCCAGCAAUGCCUUCAAGACUUGGAACAGGCGCUGGUUCUCAAUACAAAAUAAUCAGCUUGUGUACCAGAAAAAAUUCAAGGAUAAUCCUACAGUAGUUGUUGAAGACCUGCGGCUUUGUACCGUUAAGCACUGUGAAGACAUAGAAAGACGUUUCUGUUUUGAGGUGGUCUCCCCAACAAAAAGCUGCAUGCUCCAGGCUGACUCUGAAAAGCUGCGGCAAGCGUGGAUUAAGGCUGUUCAGACCAGUAUUGCUACAGCGUAUAGAGAGAAAGGAGAUGAAUCCGAGAAACAGGAGAAGAAAUGUUUCCCUUCUGCUGGGAGCCUAGAGCCUGGCAGUGAGUCUAAGGAGAAGCUGUUAAAAGGAGAGAGUGCUCUGCAGCGGGUACAGUGUAUUGCUGGCAAUGCCUCCUGCUGCGACUGCGGCCUGGCUGACCCACGCUGGGCCAGCAUCAACCUAGGAAUCACGCUGUGCAUUGAGUGUUCAGGGAUACACAGGAGUCUAGGAGUCCACUUUUCGAAAGUUAGAUCGUUAACACUGGAUACAUGGGAGCCAGAGCUUCUAAAGCUUAUGUGUGAAUUAGGGAAUGAUGUUAUAAAUAGAAUAUAUGAAGCAAAAGUGGAAAAAAUGGGAGUAAAGAAACCACAACCUUCAAGCCAAAGGCAGGAGAAGGAGGCGUAUAUCCGAGCGAAAUACGUGGAGAGAAAGUUUGUGGCUAGACAUCUGGCAUCAGUGUCUCUUCCUGAGGAUGGAGCGAGUGCUGUGCCGCAGCACCAGGAGGAGAAAAGGCACAGCAGCUCUGAGAGAUCCCCUCAGGCAGACAAACAUGGUGCCACGUCUCCUAAAGUAAGAAGCAAUGACAGUGGGAUCCAGCAGAGUGCUGAUGACAGUAGAGAGCACCUCGCGUCCACCAUAUCUGCUAACAGCUUGUAUGAGCCAGAAGGAGAAAAGCAAGAUGCUUCUGUGGUCUGCAGUUCUAAGCAGCUGCAUCCUGGAUUGCAGCUUUAUCAUGCUGCCUACAAGAAGAACCUUCCUGACAUGGCAGAGGCAUUGGCCCAUGGGGCUGAAGUAAACUGGGUCAAUAUAGCAGAAAACAAAAGCACCCCAUUGAUUCAGGCAGUGCUAGGGGGCUCAUUAGUUACCUGUGAGUUCUUGCUGCAGAAUGGUGCCAAUGUGAACCACAGGGAUGUGAAAGGAAGAGGACCGCUGCAUCAUGCCACAGUCUUGGGACACACUGGGCAAGUGUGUUUAUUUCUGAAACGAGGCGCAAACCAGCAUGCCACAGAUGAGGAAGGGAAAGACCCCUUGAGUAUAGCUGUAGAGGCUGCAAAUGCAGAUAUAGUAACAUUGUUACGUUUAGCAAGAAUGAAUGAAGAAAUGCGUGAAUCGGAAGGACUUUAUGGACAGCCAGGAGAUGAAAUUUAUCAGGACAUUUUCCGUGACUUUUCCCAAAUGGCCUCCAAUAAUCCAGAGAAGCUAAACCGUUUCCAGCAAUCAGAUUCACAGAAGUCUUGAAUGUCACAGCAGGAAAAGAACUAAACCUGAUCACUCGUUCUCUUAUAUGUAUAGUGCAAGUCUUUUUAAACAGCUUUAACUAUAUGCAUUUUUUUAGUAGUCAGUAGUCUAGAUAAAAUGACCACUCUGAUGUGGCCUGCGGUAGUGGCAGGUAUGGGGAGGGGUGAAGGAUUGCUGACGCUGCUGUCCCCGUAAAGCACUUGCCUCUGGAAGGCAAGGGCCAACUUACCCGUCCCAUCCCUGAUUUGUGGUUGUGGGGAGAGAAACCUGGCAAUCUUUUCCUGAGCAUCCUCUCUCUACAUCUGCCAGUGAUAGAAAAUAUCCUCUGCUCCCCUUGCCAACAGUGCUCACAGACAUGUGUUGCUAACAGCAGAUAAUGAGAGUUGAUGCAAGUUCUGUCACCGCUUAACCUUCCCGCUAAUGCAGGCCACUGGCGGUGACUGCUGGUCAGUCACUCCGCGGGUGAAUGUAUGAUCUGGAGGACCAGACGUUGCAUGGAACAGCCGCAGCCAGGAAGGCUGCCUUUCACCAAGCAGCUCUUGAUAUUGCUCCCAGUUCAGACUAGUUUGAA
Molecule: messenger RNA, 2992 nt
Organism: Gavialis gangeticus (Gharial)
Lineage: Eukaryota; Metazoa; Chordata; Crocodylia; Gavialidae
Gene: ACAP2
Product: ArfGAP with coiled-coil, ankyrin repeat and PH domains 2
Exons: 23
Coding region: 79-2421 (780 amino acids)
Cellular component (GO): cytoplasm; endosome membrane
Molecular function (GO): protein binding; GTPase activator activity
Source: RefSeq, a predicted model, not a curated record